Penicillium paradoxum is the source of this 1998-nucleotide messenger RNA. RefSeq names its product C2H2-type zinc finger protein. The record is from RefSeq and is a predicted model, not a curated record. The coding region runs from base 1 to 1998 and encodes 665 amino acids. The transcript has 2 exons. Gene Ontology annotation, molecular function: DNA-binding transcription factor activity, RNA polymerase II-specific; RNA polymerase II cis-regulatory region sequence-specific DNA binding. Lineage: Eukaryota; Fungi; Ascomycota; Eurotiomycetes; Eurotiales; Aspergillaceae. Gene Ontology annotation, biological process: regulation of transcription by RNA polymerase II.
AUGGCCUCCUUUCUCCCCGUCAACAACUCGGCCUCUGAAGAUCACGCGAUGGACGGAGCAGCUACACCCCGUGCGAUUCCAAAUGGCGUGCCGGUCACACCGGACGAUUCUUCGACGACGGAGCAAAUUCCGGACGGUGCUUCACAAUACAGCCGAGGUAGCGACGCCUCAUCCCGCACAACCUUGACCCACGUUCGAACCCCGUCCAUGUCUGACGAACCGAUGCACGAUUCCGAGGGAGAACAAGAUGAGUCCGAUCGGGAUCAGGACCUAGGGAGCAAUGGACCUCCCUCGAAAAAGAAAAAAGGCCAGCGGUUCUUCUGCACCGAUUUCCCUCCUUGCAAUUUGAGCUUUACACGCAGCGAACAUUUGGCUCGUCAUAUUCGCAAACAUACCGGUGAACGUCCCUUCCAAUGCCACUGCUCUCGGCGGUUUUCUCGACUCGACAAUCUUCGGCAACAUGCUCAAACGGUCCAUGUCAACGAGGAAAUUCCUGGGGACUCUCUGGCGGCCACGGGCACACGGUUCCAGCGCCAGGUCCGUACAGAUCGAGUGCGUCCACCAGGGCGGGCGCGGGCAGGCACCGCAGGCAGCAUUUCUGGACAUACCCGCGGUCAUAGCAGGAAUUUAUCAACUUCCAGCAUUGCAUCCACCACUUCGACAUUCAGCCAACCCCCGGAACUUCGGCGGCGGCCCCCACCUUUGAUUAUGGCCAACGACCCCGCAGCUCGAUCCCGACUGGCAAUGGAUUCCAUUGGGGAACCUCCGACUACGCCACCGGCCCAGGCCCGUGGUGGGCCUGGUCCCUCCACAACUGGGUCACCAUACACCCCUUCGAACAUGUUUGCUGCUACAGGCGGCAGCCCUCAAUUCGCCUCGCCCAUGUCGGGCGUGGCACAUGGAUUCUGGGACGGCAAGACCGCCGCCCGUCGUCUUUCGGUGCCAAGUAGUAGCAAUCCUUUCCUCGCACAGCAUGGCAACGUAUACCCACCGGCUUACCAGGCCCUCGCUGGCGCACCUUACACAAAUGCCGCUGGCGUAUUUGCAAGUCCCACUAGCACACAUUACCCUGUGUCUCGUGAUGAGAGCACUUUGAGCGCAGCCGAAGCAGAGAUGCGGAGGCGAACGUGGCACCCUUCGUCGUAUACAGGGUUUCCACGGCCUGGAACCAGUGGCUUGAACCAAUAUCAUACUCCGGACAAUGCACCCCCCUCAUUUGGCGGAAACGGACCUACCGAGCAUCCGCCUCGGCUGCCCGGGAUCGAGAGUUUCGACAAAGUAGUCUCACAGCAGCGGCCGCUGACCCCUCCUACACGGAAAGCCAGCCCAAUGCAGCUCGAUGGCCAUCAUCGCCCACUGCCUAACACCGCCUUCGGGUCUGGGUUUAAUUACACACAGCCAACCUAUCGUCCAGCACCACCUAUCUCCGGCCCUGGUCACCGACGAGGCCAUGUGUCCUGGGAUAUGUCUCUCCACCAUAACCUGACCGGAUUGGAUAUCCGAGACCGACGUCCCUCGACUGCGUCUGCUUCGCAGUGGAGCCAGCAAACACUCGCGGAACUCCAGAAUGUCUCUUCGCGUCCUUCCUCGUCAUAUCAGCCUUCAUUUGGACCGACCGCGGAGAGAAGCCCUGAAGACUAUCGCGGUCAUCGCUCAAGUCUCUCAACAGGGAGCCGCACGCGGACUUCCCCGGAGGAUUCCAGUAGCAGCGAGGGUGUUCACACCCCGUCCACUGCAUCGCUUGAGUAUCAUCCAGCGAUUGUGCACAGCAGCGGAUAUAUUGAAUCUAAUGACUCCUCGCUAUCCUCCGAUCACCCUCCACCGAUGUGUGGCCGUCACUCUUCCAAUGUGGAUGGCUACGAAGCUCACAACGAUCGAGAUCCCAGAUCCGAAGUCUUCUCGGAAUCCCAUGCCCGAGUUUCGGGCAUGGGCCGGUUGGAGGCUCUAGUCGCCGUCGCUACAAGCGAGAACAAAGGAGCAGCCAAGCUGUUUCUGUAA